AUGUCGUCUCUUGAGAUCAAGUUCGAUUGUGUGGUGCUGAAUGGCACUGUUGUCACAGCCACCGACGUUGGCCGAUAUGACAUUGGCAUCAAGGAUGGGAAAAUCCAUCUGCUUGCACCGGCUCUGGCGUUAGCAAAUGCCCCUGCUUCACGUGUGAUUGAUGCCGAGGGAGCAUAUGUUACGGUAUGCUUAGGACACCCAACCAUCUACUGGAAAGCUUUGCUGAUUCGUGAACAGCCUGGAGGCGUGGAUGCGCAUGUCCACCUUGCAGAACCGGAGCUAUUUGGCAAAGGAAGAAGUAUCGACGAUUACACCUCAGGAACUCGCUCUGCCAUAGCGGGUGGUACAACUACCAUCAUAGCAUUUGCUCCACAGGAGAAGACAAAUCCAUCCCUACUGGGCGUGUUAGAUGAUGCUCACAAGAAGGCCGCCGACAAUGCAUUCUGUGACUACUCUUUCCAUAUGAUUGUCUCAAACCCAAGCCAGCAGGCACUUGAUGAGUUCCCUAUUCUGCGAGAACGGGGCGUUUCAUCUGUGAAGAUCUAUAUGACCUACGAGUCCCUGCAAUUGCGCGAUAAGGAAAUCCUAGACGUUCUCCUACAGGCCAGGACACAUGGUAUCACUACAAUGGUUCAUGCCGAAAACGGAGACAUGUUGUCUUGGAUGACGGAGAAAUUGGAGGCACAGGGGCUGCUUGCGCCGAAGUACCAUGCCACUUCUCGUCCACCUCUCCUAGAGGGUGAGGCUACAAACAGAGCCAUUGCGCUUGGUCAACUCAUUGGAACCCCAAUUCUGAUCGUUCAUGUAUCAUCUCAGCAGGCGACCGACUGCAUUAGAGAUGCGCAGACACGCGGUCUCCCAGUGUACGCAGAGACUUGCCCGCAAUAUCUAUAUCUGACUCGAAAGAAUCUUGAUCAAGAUGGAUUCGAGGGAGCUAAGUGUGUCUGCUCGCCUCCUCCGCGCGAUGGUCCUGAGGACUUGGAGGCUAUUUGGCGAGGUAUGAAGAAUGGUACCUUUACCAUCCUAUCUUCCGACCAUUGUGCGUUUCUGUAUAAUGACGCAGAGACCGGCAAGAAAUCAGCAAUUACAGAAGAUGCGCCACUUGGUCGUUUCCGGCAUAUUCCCAAUGGAUGCCCAGGUGUCGAGACGCGAUUAUCUCUAGUAUUCAAUCAGAACCGUCUCCGUCCAGAGCGGUUUGUUGAGCUGACGAGCACAAAUCCGGCCAAACUCUAUGGAUUAUACCCGCAAAAAGGGGCGCUCAUCCCUGGUGUCUCGGACGCUGAUUUGGUCAUCUGGUACCCUGAAUUGGAUCCGUUCCCAAUCACCAAUUCAUCUCUCCAUCACGCUGCGGACUACACCCCAUUCGAGGGCCAUGAAGUAUCACAAUGGCCUCGUUAUACUCUGUUGCGAGGAGAAGUGGUAUGGGAUCGCGAUAACGGAGGUAUUACUGGCAGAAAAGGUUUCGGUCAAUUCCAGCAUCGCACACGUAGUGCAUUCUGCGAGGAACUGCCUCCCUGGGAUGUCUCAAGCUUCUAG
Molecule: messenger RNA, 1536 nt
Organism: Penicillium paradoxum
Lineage: Eukaryota; Fungi; Ascomycota; Eurotiomycetes; Eurotiales; Aspergillaceae
Product: hydantoinase/dihydropyrimidinase family protein
Exons: 2
Coding region: 1-1536 (511 amino acids)
Cellular component (GO): cytoplasm
Molecular function (GO): hydrolase activity, acting on carbon-nitrogen (but not peptide) bonds
Source: RefSeq, a predicted model, not a curated record